This is a messenger RNA of Jaminaea rosea, 2165 nucleotides long. RefSeq names its product putative Fer1-iron transport multicopper oxidase. Gene Ontology annotation, biological process: cellular response to iron ion starvation; reductive iron assimilation. Gene Ontology annotation, cellular component: high-affinity iron permease complex. Gene Ontology annotation, molecular function: ferroxidase activity; copper ion binding. Lineage: Eukaryota; Fungi; Basidiomycota; Exobasidiomycetes; Microstromatales. Bases 318 to 2165 code for a protein of 615 amino acids. The transcript has 4 exons. The record is from RefSeq and is a predicted model, not a curated record.
UGCUUGCAGGAACAUAGACUCGCGAGAUGUGUCGACGCGGUAUCUGAUUUGCCGUCGCUCUCGCUGACCCUCGUUCAAGGCGAGGCUGAGAUGUGGUCUUCUGCCUCCGUCUCGUCUGAGGAGCAAACGACGGUUCACGAGACGGCGACGGCGGGUUGAGAAAAAGUCAGAGGGCAAGGGGAGAGAGUCACAAGGAGGGCAGGCAACACUUUAUCUUAUCAGGUCGGCGUCGCCCUCGCUCUUCCCCAUUCCAUCUUUUUUCCCAUCACCACCGCCACCUACCUGCCUCCAUCAGCCAGACAGCAGCGCGAUCCAUCAUGAUCCGCAAUACGCUCCUCGUCGCCGCUGUCUCCCUCUUGAGCGCAGCUAAUGCAGCCAAAGUCGAACAAUGGUGGAAUGUCGGAUGGGUUGAGAACCAGAAUCCUGAUGGUCUCCCGGCCAGGCGGGUUAUUGGUGUAAACGGCACAUGGCCGCCUCCGAUCCUCAACAUCAACAGCUCCGACUCGCUGACCAUCCACGUCAAGAACCAGCUCAACGAUGGCAUGGGAACGGCGUUGCACUCUCACGGCAUGUUCUUCAACGGGACAGGCUACUACGAUGGUGCCGUCGGCAUCACGCAAUGCCCGAUCCCUCCCAAUGAGAGCUUCUCGUACGAGGUGCACAACUCGCCCAAGUCGCCCGCUGAAGCUGCCAAGCAGUGGGGUACAUUCUGGACUCACGGCCACUCGAUGGGACAAUACGUCGAUGGGCUCCGUACCGCCUCAAUCAUCCACGCCGACACGGCCGAGACGCAAGCUCACAAGUACGAUGAAGACUACACGAUCCUCAUGGCAGACUGGUACCACGCAACGCACGACAUCCUCAUGGAGCAAUUCAUGACCGACCGCAAUCCCACGGGCGCCGAGCCCAUCCCCGACUCAUCGGUCAUCUACUUUGCUCACACGAGCAACAACUCUGCUACGCCCACGCUCGUUCCCGGAUUCAACGAGGACGCCAAGCUCCAAUUCCAGCCGAGCAAGACGUACAGGCUGCGAUUGAUCAACAUGUCCGCCCUGGCUAUGUUCCAAUUCUGGAUCGACGGCCACGAGAUGAGGAUCAUCGAGGCUGAUGGAGUCGACACACAGGAGUUCCCCAUCGACCGCAUCUCCCUCUCGGUAGCCCAGCGCUACUCGAUCCUCGUCACGGCAAAGAACACGACCGACACCAACUACGGCAUGCACAUCAACAUGGACCCCGUCAUGUUCGACACCGUACCUGACUCUCUUAAACUCAAUGUCACCUCGCUCAUUGAGUACAAUGACAAGGCCGGUACCCCGGUCGCCGCCGAGGAGACGCGCGACUAUGACGACAUGAUUGACGACACGCUCCUCGUCCCUUACUACCCGGAGCCUUCUUACCCUGCCGACACCAGCCACGACCUCAACGUGUGGUUCGACGUGCGUGCCGACGGCAAGAACUAUGCCGCCUUCAACAACAUCUCCUUUGUCUUCCCCGAGACGCCCUCCCUCCUCACCCAAACCACCAUGGGAUCGGCCGCCCUCGAGCCUGCGGCGUACGGCCCCUCGUCGCAUGCCAUCGUCACCAAGCACGGCGACAUGGUUGAGCUGACCAUCUACAACUGGGACGCAAACGCCCACCCUUUCCACCUGCACGGCCACCAGUUCCAGAUCGUCAAGAAGACCAUGGACGCGCUCUCGGACGACCCGACCGUCAACCCUCCCCUCAAUGAGACGGCCCUCAGCCUGGGUAACCCCAUGCGUCGCGACACCGUCACCGUCCCCAGCGGAGGCGCAGCCGUCCUACGCUUCAGGUCGGACAACCCUGGCGCAUGGCUGAUGCACUGCCAUAUCGAGUUCCACUUGAACGCCGGCUUGGCCCUGAUCAUGAUUGAGGCGCCCGAGGUCGUCAACUCGAAGCUUCAGAUCGACCCAGCAGUGCAACGUCACUGCCUUGCUGACAAUAUUGCCGUCACGGGCAACGCGGCUGGUCUCAACUCGACGACGGACUUUGGCAAUUUGAAGAAGGAGGCCAAGUUCAUCAUCUCAGGGUGGACAAAGGAGGCUGUGGGAAGCGUCGUGGGAUGCGCCAUCACUGCUGCGCUUGGUUUGGCUGUGGUCGUGUACUUCGGCCUCAGCCAGGGGGAGGAGCAGGAGGACAAGGAGUAG